CGGGGCGUGACGGGGCGGGGAUCGCGAGCGGACCGGGUCUUUUCGCCGAGCUACGCGAGGCCCAGACGAGCGGGCUAACCAUUUUGAGAUGAGGAAGGUGGAUCUCUGCUCAGGCACUGAAGGGGCAGAAGUGAUUCUGGCCACGUCGAGUGACGAAAAGCAUCCUCCUGAGAACAUCAUCGAUGGGAAUCCAGAAACCUUUUGGACCACCACAGGCAUGUUUCCCCAGGAGUUCAUUAUUUGUUUUCACAAACAUGUAAAGAUUGAAAAGCUUGUGAUACAAAGUUACUUGGUGCGGACUUUGAGGAUUGAAAAGACCACAUCUAAAGAGCCAUUGGAUUUUGAGCAGUGGGUUGAAAAAGAUUUAAUACACACAGAGGGGCAGCUUCAAAAUGAAGAAAUCGUGGCACGAGAUGGCUACGCCACUUUCUUGAGAUUCAUUAUCGUCUCAGCAUUUGAUCAUUUUGCAUCUGUGCACAGCAUUUCUGCAGAGGGACUAACAGUCUCAAGUCUUCCUUAGUAAUUACAACAAAUUGCUCUGAACUACUUUUAAAAUAUAUUUAUUGAAGUUCAAAGCUAUCUUUGAUAUGUUUACUAUUAAAUAGGUUUGUAUCA
This is a messenger RNA of Apodemus sylvaticus (European woodmouse), 615 nucleotides long. It is a transcript of the gene Ift25, whose product is annotated as intraflagellar transport 25. Gene Ontology annotation, cellular component: cilium; intraciliary transport particle B; centrosome. The transcript is spliced from 6 exons. NCBI's taxonomy places the organism in Eukaryota, Metazoa, Chordata, Mammalia, Rodentia, Muridae. The record is from RefSeq and is a predicted model, not a curated record. The coding region runs from base 89 to 520 and encodes 143 amino acids. Gene Ontology annotation, biological process: intraciliary transport.